Grosmannia clavigera kw1407 is the source of this 3561-nucleotide messenger RNA. Its product is annotated as DNA/RNA helicase. NCBI's taxonomy places the organism in Eukaryota, Fungi, Ascomycota, Sordariomycetes, Ophiostomatales, Ophiostomataceae. The coding region runs from base 1 to 3561 and encodes 1186 amino acids. The record is from RefSeq and is a predicted model, not a curated record. The transcript has a single exon.
AUGAACGACCAUACUUUGGGAGGCAAAGAGCGAGAGGCGCCGUUGCUUCGCAAAACGGAACAAGUACGGACACUCCUGCAUUACGAUCAUCGCCACGAAAAGACGACGAAAUCAAAGCUUAAGACCGGCGGCACUUCAUUUAUCAGCCGGCACGGGCUGUGUUAUCAGUGGGAACCUGGUACACACAAGAAACACGGCCACGGCCAUGAUGGUCAUGAAAUGGGCACACAGAGAGACGCACCAAUCUCGAGGACCGAAAGGACAGAUCGGACAGCCCGGACAACCCCGACUGACAGAUCUGCACGUCCCGACAGAGAUGCAAAGACCGAACAGACUGACAGGACCGGACAAACUGACAAAACGAUAAGGACACAUACGUCCCACAAACAUGGAAAGACCACCGAAACAGCUACGGUUCCAGAGGCCGGCUCUGGCGGCAAGUCCAGCGGCUCCAACGGUGGCACCAGCAGCACAUUGAGCUGGCCCUCUUGCGUGCCAACGUACGCUAUUUCCGAGGGCCAGAAACUGACAGCAGACAUGCAACGGGGCCGGCGGCAGCUGCAGCCACGAUACAUUGUAACGAUGCAAGACACACACUACGAGUCUGGAGACGUUGGAGGAAACAGGAAGUUGCUGUUGCGCCAUGGUCGGGUGGCUGACCUUUUGGACGGAUGCGCCAACUACCUGGAGUACAUACGGACACAGACUCGUGUUGGGCUGGCAAAGACGGGGCCUCCGCUGUCGCUAUUCUCGCUCAUCGAGAAGUGGCACGGCAUCCCAGAAACACGACAGUGGCGGCUGUGGGGGGUAUAUUCGAGGCAUACCGGAGAGCAGCCGUCGGUAUCGUUGAUUGACAGCCGGUCUGAGCUGCUUCGACUGCUGACAGACUUUUGUGUAGGCACUAGAACGCGCAGCCGAUUUGAUGGCCGGUGGGUGAUGUACUUUGUGGUGGACGUGGCGUUAGAGCAACCACAGCUCUUCGGUGUGAUCGAGGUCGAGGAGGAUGUGGAGGAGGAGGUAACGAAGAAGCCGACGGCAGAGAAAAGAAUGAAGGAGCCGAAGAGCCACAAAUACGAGGGGCAGCAAAAGGCCGUUUCAGCACAGCCACGAAAGCCACCAGCCUGCGCCACAGAAAACGGAACCUGGAAGGAAGGCAGUGUGAAGGAAGGAGCUCGUCCCGAACAGGGAAAAACGGUAAGACCAUCUCCAGCAAACAGAUCCAAGGCAAAGGUAAGAGAUUCUCCGACGGCCGAUGAGCAGCCCCUGAUCCCGCAAGACAAGCUCAACGAUGACAGUGGACGGCGGCCGGGCACGGGCGCGCUGCUGCGCCAGGUGGACACGGGCAACGGUAGAGCUGACGACAUCAAUGAUCUUGACGGGCUGUUGCCACAAUCAAAGGCACCAACGGCCAACCAAUGGGCCAAGUGCUGUCAACUGCUGCUGCUGGAUCCAGAGAAACACCGGGACGUGGCAGCGCGGUCGAUCCGCAUCCCAGGGUCGGCGGUGUGGGCGACGCCGCAGCAGUACUGGACGGCGUUCCGCAUGCUGACUUGGCGGGUACGACACGGACUGGACGGCGGGCUGCUGGCAGAUGCUCCGGGCUGCGGCAAGACGCACACGGUGCUGGUGUUCUGCCUGUUGCGGGCGCUAGUGUUUCACAGCCGGGCGGCCGUGCAGCACAGCCGGGCAGCAAAUGACGGGCGACACACGCGGGAGAGCAGCGGCAGAAAUGGCGAUUCCGGCAGCGGCUGUCUCUGCAACAAUAUCCACGGCAUCCAGUGCUUCGCUGCUCCUGGCAGCAUUACCCGGCGCAUCUUCGAAGCUGGUGGCGGCGACAGCCUCGCCCGCGGGCCUGCACUCAUCCAGGCUGGGCCGACGGUCAUCGAGGACUGGAAGGCAGCGCUGUGUGCAGCUCGUCUCAGCGCCACCUACUACCACGCCGUUCUCUUCCAUACAUCAGCUUCCAUGACGCCCCGCGAGCUGGCCCGACCCGAUGGCCUCGUGGCCGAGAUGGGCUGCACCGCGGCAACACGGACGAAGCAGCCCCAGGAGACCACAGAGACAGAAGAGGUGCCCGUCGACAACUGCACUUUUACCUUUGGUCUUGACGAGAGCAAGAACUAUCGCCCACUUGAGCGGUACAUCUUCCUGACGACGUACGAGGCUGGCCGAUUCAGAGCUGCCUUUCAGAUUCCCGUCUCUUCUGCCGCGACAGGUGCUCGCCACACAAAGUCGGCCGAGGGGGGCCUGACCGUCUACGGCUGUCCUGUUGGUCUCCACAUCGUCGACGAAUUCCACCGCAUGCGUGACGUGCAGUCCAACGCGGUGCAGCUGGCGCUCGCUCAUAAGCACAUGCACGACAGCGCCAGCCGCGGCAGCAGCGGCAGCCAGUUUGCUUUUUGGGCUGUCACGGGAACUCCGCUGCCGGGAAGCCGUAUGACUGACUUGACUGGCCUUAUGGCUGUGCUGCAGCAACCGGCCUGGAACGGUCAGGAUCACGCCCACCAUGCUCUUCGCACCGAGGGGCUCGCUGAGCUGGAGGAUACUCGACGGCGCUGCGCUUCUUUGUCGGCCACGUCGGACGAUCGCGACCGCUUCCGCCAGCUGGCACUGGCCUGUUUCGACAGCGGUUUCGUCAUCCGUCACUCGGGCGAUAUGCCGCAUGUCCCGCCCGUGCGCGUGUCGUUUUCCACACCUGUCGCUCACCGCUACGGCGUGAAGGUGCUUGCAGAAAACGCCCGUCGCCGCCUCGCCCGCAUCGAUGGUCCUCUGACCAUGCAGUCUGCCGCCGUGACGCUGGAGGGCUUCCGCGCCCUGGGAUUGCUACAGGUGCUCUCGAGCUUCCCCGGCGCUGCACGGCUGUUGGUAGGAAAGGAGAACGGCCCCAACGACGUGGCGGCAUCGCUGAUGCAAGCCUGUGUGGACCCAGUCGAGGCAGCAAGGCUGAUGCUACCGGCCGCCGGAUCACCCGCCGACGUCGAUGUGAUGAGCGUGCCAUUGGUGGCCGCCUGCUGGCAGGCAGCCACUAAGGACAGCCCGAAGCUCGACUUUGUCACGCGGCUGCUGCGGGUGAUGGAUCUGGAUGAGGAACAGGCCAAGAGAGCCACAGGCCGGAUCCUGAAGAAGAAGCUGCUUCUGAUCACGCCCGGCCUCGUCGACGCCGUGCUAUACUAUGCAGCGCUGCGGCAACGGCGACCCGGCUGGCGUCCGGCACUGCUGCACAGCCACCUCUCGCCUGCUGCCAAGGCAGACGUGCUGGCAGGGCUGAAAAGGACAGAUUCCGGCAGCUGCCGGCUGCUCAUCGCGACGUUUGCCAUUGCCGGCACCGGCCUCAACCUGCAGGCCGCCAACUACCAGGUGCUGACGGCACCAUUGCGCCAUCGAGCCGAUGAGGAGCAGUGCUUCCGUCGCACCAACCGCGGCGGCCAGCAGCUGUCCGUGCAUCACUACCUGCUGCUGAGCGAGGACAGCCCGUACGACCGUCUGAUGGUAGCCGCCCAGUCCGGGAAGACACCAGCUGGUGACCCCUUUGAUGUGCUCGCAGACGUGGGGCUGGCGUAG